Molecule: messenger RNA, 2886 nt
Organism: Rhipicephalus microplus (southern cattle tick)
Lineage: Eukaryota; Metazoa; Arthropoda; Arachnida; Ixodida; Ixodidae
Gene: defl
Product: Integrator complex subunit 7
Biological process (GO): snRNA 3'-end processing
Cellular component (GO): integrator complex
Source: RefSeq, a predicted model, not a curated record
AUGGCGUCCGCCGGUCAGCGGUUGCUGGGUUUCGGAGACGCUACGUUCACCGAAACGGACCAGGACGCAAAUUCAGCGUUGACAGAACUCGACAAAGGACUCCGGUCGGGCCGGCUGGGCGAGCAAUGCGAGACCAUCGUGCGGUUCCCGCGUCUCUUCGAGAAGUACCCCUUCCCGAUCUUGAUCAACUCGGCCUGCUUGAAGCUGGCUGAGGUGUUCCGGGUGGGCAGCAACUUUCUACGCAUGCUGGUGCUCAAGGUGGUGCAGCAGAGCGAGCGGCACCUCGACAAGGUGCUCAAUAUCGAUGAGUUCGUGCGGCGCAUCUUCUCUGUCAUGUACAGCAACGAUCCCGUCGCCCGAGCGCUGACGCUCAGGACGCUAGGAAGCAUUGCGGCCAUUGUGGCUGAGCGUAAGGACCUCCACCAUAGCAUCCGCAGCAGCCUCGAGUCUCACGACGCCGUGGAGCAGGAGGCGGCCAUCUUCGCAGCUGCACGCUUCGCUGCCCAGUCCAAGGCAUUUGCGGCCAACAUGUGUGCCCGUAUUGGUCAGAUGAUCCAGGGUCUGGCGACACCGGUGGACACCAAGCUUCGCCUUCUGGGCGUGCUCGAGGGGCUGCAUCAGGAUGCCCCCACCGCCGCCCUGGUGCGGGACGAGUGCCUGCACCGUCUGCUGCCCCGCUACCCGUCUCAGAGCCUGGUACAGGCCACGCUGCGGGUGCUCACCCGCCUUGCUGCCGCCACCGUAACUCACAUUCCUAGCCAGAUCGGGACACUGGUGGAGUACCUGAGGGACGACCCCCGGGAGGGGGUCAAGGCCCAAGCGCUGGAUGACCUCUGCCUGCUGGCCACCGAGCAGCCUCACCUCUGGGACACCGACAACGUGCACGCGGUGGUGCAGUAUGCACUGAGCACCCCGUACCUGAACCUCAAGUGUGGGGCCCUGUCGGUGCUGGUGCUGCUGGCCCAGUCGGUUGCCGUCGACAAGUUCGACCUAAUGCCAGACGGUCCUGUGCUGCAGCUGUGCCGCGAAGGCAUCUUUCACCACCAGGUGCGGCUGGCAUCGGCUUCCAUUCGUCUGCUCACUCAUCUGGCCAUUCACGCCGCCCGGGAGGACUUACUGGAUCUCAUGCCGGAGGUGUCAAGCGCCAUCGAGACCCUGCUGAUGAUUCUGUGCACCCAGGAGUCAGAAAGCGAUGACGCCAGCCAUGCUCUGAGGGGUUGCUUGCGGUGCAUUGUACUGCUGUGCGAUGCAGACUCUGACCUCUGCAGCCAAUUCGUGGAUGUGUUGGGCUCCUUUCUCUCCUUCUGGUCAGGGGCUGCCAUGCUGUCUGUGUGCGAAGGCCUGUGUGCCCUAGGGAAGCCGGCGGUGUGGGGUGCUGAGCCGCAUCGAGCCCCGCAUCCGGCAGCUUCUCAGCACGGCCAGCAGGGGUGCCAUGCCAGCCAUUCCUCCCAAGGCAUUGGUGUUGCUGUGGACGCUGGUUCUGCAGGCAGGAGUGGAGAGGGGUUCCGUUCCCGUAUCCUGGAAGAAGGUUUGGCAGGCAUGGAUGCCUGGAGCGUCUACAGAAUUGCGCGGCAGGCCACUCGCUACGGACACUUUGCGGCUGCUGCACCUCUUUUCUCCAACCUUGCCAACAAGGUGAGCUCGGAGCAGCUGCACUUCUGGCUGGUGACUGGCGAGCUGUGCCGAGCCGAGGAGAGCCUUCUGGUGCGCAAGGGGCAGAUGCAGCUGACGGAUGCACUCACCCAUUACGUGCGGGCCAUUUCGGCACUCAAGGCGGCCACGACACCCGCGCAUGCGCUGCAGUUUCAGGCAGAGUACGUGCGGCUGCGCUGCGAAGGGGUGCGGGCACACGCACAGCUGCUGCAGGCGUGCAGCUGCCUUCGCACAGCACCUCCUCCAGCCAUUGCUGCCUCCGUUGCGUCAGCCACACGGGACGAGCUUCAGAAGUGUGGACGCGUCGUUGCACAGCUGCGCAAGUGUUCCCGUGACUUCAAGUCCCUGGCUGACCAAUACGGCGUUCUGUACCAGACACUGUUCGAUGCUGACCCAGGCACCCUGCGUAACGUCCAACUAUUGCAGCAGAAUGCCCUUCUGGUCAUGCAGGCCAUUGACCGCAUCUCCCAAUACAACCAAGGCAUCAACUCUAGCGAGGAAGGCAGCAGUCUGGUGUGGAUGGAGCAGCAGCCGAGCUCUGGCUCCUCGUCACUCAGCGAGCACCGGCUCUUGGAGGCUGCACACAGGGGGCUGCUCUGGUUGCGUGAUCUGCGACACCAGAACACCCUCACUCCACAGCAGGUGCAGCUGGUGGAACGCCUGAGCCAGGAGCUAGUGCUGGUGGCCCCAUGCCUGCCACGCUACUUCUUCCAAGCCCUGCAGGCCACAACCAUCAAGCUGGCCGUGUCGCCCCAGCAGAAGGGCACGGGCGAACCCCUGUUCCUGGCACAGCAUGCGCAGCUGGCGUUGCGUGUUGAGGGCGUGGUGCAGCACCGAUCGCCAGCAGGGUCACCUGCCCGCACCGUUCACAAGGUUCUCGUCUCCCUCACCACCACACCACCUGGCCGGAGCCAGAAUGCCACAUCGGACACCAAGGUCCCGCCCGGAGGAGAUGCGGUCCAGCUGAGCGAGGUGGUGCAGCCGCACAACGACUACUUCCAGGCCCAGUUCCUGGUGGCACUGACCGGCCAGGGACUGCACACAGUCACUAUCGACACGGCCGUCCUGGACGCCCAGCACACCCUGUGGAAGACCGGUCCUCAGGUGAAAUGCCAUGACGAUGCCAAGCCGUCAGCGUCGAUGGCAGGGCCGUCUGGCAUGGCACCUGCGCUGAAGCCUCCAGCGCCUCCUCCACCUCCCCAGCCCUUCCCAUCACCAGCACGCGUGCCCUAG